AUGUCCGCUUCACCCCCAACAAUUCUUCUCAUCGGCGCUUCGCGUGGCCUUGGCUACGCCAUGGCGGGAUGGAACGUUGUCGGGACAGUCCGCGGUGAAGGGUCGCGCACAUUACUCCACGAGCUGGCAGACAAGUACAACGGCCGGGUUGAUAUUGAGACCUUGGACAUUUGCCAACCCGAUCAAAUCAAAGCGCUCGACAAGCGCUUAUCGGGCAAGGUAUUUGACGUCCUGUUUGUGAACGCCGGAACAACGAAUCGCGACCCCACCCAAACGAUCGGAGAAGUAUCAACCGAGGACUUUGUACAUGUCAUGGUCACGAAUUCGCUCAGUCCCAUGCGUGUAGUUGAGAGUCUGGCGCAUCAUGUGGCUACGACAGGUCUUAUCGGUGUGAUGUCCUCUGGACAGGGAAGCAUCAGCAACAAUGAGACAGGUCUACGAGAGGUAUAUCGCGGCACCAAGGCCGCGCUGAACAUGUUCAUGCGAAGUUUUGCAGCUCGUCAGGAUCCAUCGCGUCCAAUGGUGGUGAUGGCUCCCGGUUGGGUUAAAACGGAGUUGGGAGGUCCAGAUGCUCGGCUUACUAUCGAAGAAAGCAUCCCUAGCUUGGUGAAUGUACUUAUUGCAAAGAAAGAACGACCUGGGCUUGAAUACCUUGAUUACCUUGGUCGGGCUGUGCCUUGGUGA
Molecule: messenger RNA, 684 nt
Organism: Penicillium mononematosum
Lineage: Eukaryota; Fungi; Ascomycota; Eurotiomycetes; Eurotiales; Aspergillaceae
Exons: 2
Coding region: 1-684 (227 amino acids)
Molecular function (GO): oxidoreductase activity, acting on the CH-OH group of donors, NAD or NADP as acceptor
Source: RefSeq, a predicted model, not a curated record